This is a messenger RNA of Epinephelus fuscoguttatus (brown-marbled grouper), 1074 nucleotides long. RefSeq names its product LSM6 homolog, U6 small nuclear RNA and mRNA degradation associated (gene lsm6). Gene Ontology annotation, cellular component: U6 snRNP; U4/U6 x U5 tri-snRNP complex; nucleolus. Lineage: Eukaryota; Metazoa; Chordata; Actinopteri; Perciformes; Serranidae. Gene Ontology annotation, biological process: maturation of SSU-rRNA; mRNA splicing, via spliceosome. The coding region runs from base 98 to 340 and encodes 80 amino acids. The transcript is spliced from 4 exons. Gene Ontology annotation, molecular function: RNA binding. The record is from RefSeq and is a predicted model, not a curated record.
CUCAAUCUGUCGCCGUAUACUACUCGCCUCUGAUUGGUCAGUUCCCGGUCCAUGCCAAAUACAAUCGUUUGAAGAACGUCUAUCGAUCACAGUCAAGAUGAGUCUCAGAAAGCAGACCCCGAGCGACUUCCUGAAGCAGAUAAUUGGGAGACCUGUGGUGGUCAAACUGAACUCUGGUGUCGAUUACAGAGGUGUCCUGGCCUGCCUGGAUGGUUACAUGAACAUUGCCAUAGAGCAGACUGAGGAGUAUGUCAACGGACAGCUCAAGAACAAGUAUGGAGAUGCUUUUCUAAGAGGAAACAAUGUCCUUUACAUCAGCACUCAGAAGAGGAAAGUGUAGUGAAGACCAUCCUUUUUUUUUUUUUUUUUUUUAAAUUCUUACAUUUUAAUUUUCCAGUGUUUCAUGUGUCAGUGGACAGCAGUCCUGUGUUUUUGGUUCUGUAAAGCCUAACGUCCUGAGGAAUGUUUGUUUUUGUAAAAGUGGAAUAACUUAAUAAAUCCUGAGUUUUGAUUUAUGUCUGAUUUGGUGAAUAUUUUUACAUAUUUUGAUGUUAACAGUACAAGGAAACAAUACUUUUUUCCCCUGGUCUCAAUUGUUCUUUGUUUAAAGAAAGUAUGGUUUAAAAAUAACAGUAUCAUUUCAAUAGGCCUCAUUUUGGAAAAAAAAGGUUGUCAUUCCUGUGAGGAGUUGUGGUUUAUAUUGUUAUAUCUUGUGAGUUAAUUCUUGAAUAUAUCAGGCUUCCACAGUGCCAGUGGGAUUGUAGCAGUGGAAUAAAAGAUGGGUGUUUUUCAGCCAAAUCAUUCACUCAAAGUUUAUCCCUGGAGCAAGCGAGGAGCAAGCAAAUCUGCCACUGUUUUACCACAAGGCUUCAAAAGGAUUAGAACAUAAUUUUGUAAUUUGUCACUACUAAUGUGCUAAUUUUGUAAUUGAUCUUGAUACGACUUGCCUGCAGAAACCCAUUACUGAAUGGCCUGUGUACAAAUGUUCUCAUCAUCCUGCAUUUACUUUAUAUUACACAGUAAUUUAAUGAACAGCUGUUUUGUAUAAUUCAAAAUAAAACUGUGAAAGUUUGA